UCUUCCAGGCGGACAGACGGGAGCGCACCAACAGUCUGCCUGACUCUCCGACCACAUCGCACCUCUGUCCCGCCACGCUCGACUACUUUCUAGUCGCUCCCCUCUGUAGAGGAUAAAAGGGGGAUCCUUGGAACAAAACAAAAGGCUGACUGGGAAGAUUUAAGUUGCUAAUUCCUCCAUGUUGGCAUGGCUUAAUAACUAAGUUUCCUCUCUCAGCCGUUCUGCACAAGAGGAGGAGAGGAGCGGAACUUUCAGGGGACCUUUUCUUACACCGGAGUAACGGCUGGUUUUAACCCCCAGGAGGUCACACCUGCCACCGGCACCGUUUCUCUUCAGCGCUGCUGCGGAGGUGGAUGGUACGGUAUAACUUUUCCGCUCCAGUCGAACCCCGGUGUAAGAGAGGAGCAGUUUUAUGGUACCGGAGAGGGGAUGCGAGCCUCUCCUCCGUCUCGGAUAGCAGAGCGGCUAUGAGGAGAGAGGAUCACCUGCUGGGCUAAAGGAACAAGAGCACACCGCACCAACAGAAUGCGGGAACGGGGUCCUUGCAUUUGUGGAGUAGGUGUGUGGAGUCUACUGCUGUCCCUCUGUCUGGCCUCCCUCACACAGGCACACAGGAGCCACACAGUGCAUGUGAAGGCAGGGACGUGUGAGGUGAUCGCUGCCCAUCGCUGCUGCAACAAGAACAAGAUCGAGGAGAGAUCUCAGACAGUCAAAUGUUCCUGCUUUCCUGGACAGGUCGCUGGCACCACCCAUGCUAUGCCCUCCUGUGUUGAUGCCUCCAUUGUAGCCCAGAAGUGGUGGUGUCAGAUGCAGCCGUGUAUGGAUGGUGAGGAGUGUAAGGUUCUCCCAGACCUCACAGGAUGGAGCUGCAGCACAGGCAACAAAGUCAAGACCACAAAGGUGACCCGAUAGUCCUGCCCAUCUCAAGAAGAGCAGAAAUCACGGUGGAGUUACUUACACAGCACAAUGGACCUAUCAGUGGUGAGGAAAUGCGCUUGGACGGACUUCUAUGAGGGACCAGUAAUUGUUUCAUUUUUCUGAGGAUAUCAAAGAUGUGAAGGCUGAAGAGACAGGACUCUAACACCGUCUUCCAUCACCUUAAACACAACUGAGUGUCCUUGGUCCUCAACCGCAGAGGACUGCAUCUCCCACAAUCCUUUACUGCUACUACAAACAACAACUUCAAAAAGUGAACUAUGAUCUAAACAGCACUUAAUUAGAUGACAAAAAAACAACUUUCUUUACAACAAUCUGUAUUCUUCAUCUCUCUUUAUGGCUUAGUUGUGUUCCAUACUGGGAUUAACGGGGAUCUGGAUUUUAGACAGCUACCUGCAUUACAAAUGUCACAACAAAAAGAGGGGUGGGGAUACAGAAUGGCUGUCUCAUGUAGUCGGGUUGACACAUUUAAAUUUAACUGUGCCACAUACUGUAUGACACACUUGAUGCUGUCAAAAUGUUUCUCAGAAAUUAAACGGAACCUUUUUUUUUUUUCAGAUUUCACCUCCUAAGAAUAUUUUACCUUGAAUAGUUUGUGGCUUACCACAUGCCAUUUUUUAAAAUGGGGAGACAGUUUGUCAGUCUUCUUUUUUCUUUUGUUUUUUGACAAAGGACAAAAUCCUUUCGGGGUGACUGAGGUUAGACUAAUACCAAGUAGAUGUUAUGGUAUAUUGAAACAUGUAAACGUGUAAAAAAUGGUCCAUGGAAUCAACGGGGCUAAAAAUAAAUUGACGCUCUAAUGGUUUUAAUAUCUGUGUUUUUAAACGCCUGUUAACCGCUAUUGAGUACAUGUGUCAGUAUUAUAUGAAAUGAAUAAAACCUUUCAAA
Messenger RNA from Centropristis striata (black sea bass), 1824 nucleotides. Its product is annotated as chemokine-like protein TAFA-2. NCBI's taxonomy places the organism in Eukaryota, Metazoa, Chordata, Actinopteri, Perciformes, Serranidae. The record is from RefSeq and is a predicted model, not a curated record. The transcript is spliced from 5 exons. Gene Ontology annotation, molecular function: receptor ligand activity. Bases 526 to 912 code for a protein of 128 amino acids.